AUGUCGAAAUCAGAAGAAAUCAAAGAAAUAAACCAAUCUGGUAAACUCAUCGCUACUUAUAUUCGCUCUCAUACUCCUGGUACUUCUGGGAGGAAAUUUGACCGGAUCGAUGUUGAUAUACCAAAAGGUCCGUCGACGUGGGUUAUGAGUUUAGUAGGGGCAUUCAUGCCGGUGGGAUAUCCGGAUAGUGUUACGGAGGAUUAUACUGCGUAUCAAUUUUAUGCUUUUGCUAGUACGAUUGCGGGGUUGUUGGCUAGUAGGGCGGUGCUUCAAGGUCUCGGCGUCGGCGACUCCACCGCCUCAGCAACCCACGCCGUUCUCCUCUCCAUCCUCCAAGAAUCCGCCGGCCGUAUCUCUACCAUCCUUUUCGCGCACCGACUCGGUAGCGCACUCGAACCCGAAUGCAAAAAAUAUCGUCUCAUGGCUGAUAUUUUCAACGACGCUGCUAUGAUUCUCGAUUGCAUCUCCCCUGCUUUUCCCAAGAUUCCUCGUGUGUUUUUACUCAGUACGAGUAGUGUGUGUAAAUCGCUUUGUGGAGUCGCGGCGGGAAGUAGCAAGGCGAGUUUGAGUGCGCAUUUUGCGAAGAUGGGAAAUUUGGCGGAGUUGAAUGCGAAAGAUGCAAGUCAGGAAACUCUCAUAUCCCUCCUUGGUAUGCUCGUUGGAACCUUUGUCGUUUCCAAAAUUUCCUCUCAAGUAGCCACGUGGAUUGCAUUGCUCACUCUCCUUUCCAUCCAUCUCGGUACAAACUAUAUGGCCGUCAGAUCAGUCACCAUGCGUACCCUGAACCGACAACGAGCCAAUCUCGUCAUUUCAUCUUUCCUCUACAGUACAAACCACAAGAAGAACAACACUUCUCUCCCCUCCCCCAGAGAAAUCUCACUCCAAGAACGCAUCUUCGAACGCGACGGCGCAAUUCGCAAUAUCCAAGGUACAAUUCUCGCUUACUGCAACGUCGGCACGAGUCUCCAAGACCUCCUCUCUUCAAUUUCUACACCCACAAUUACAGGAAGUUAUACAGAACCCGACUCAAUCCUCAAAUCUCUCCUAUCCAUCUACAAAGCUCAGGGUUACAUAAUGUGGUACUCCCGUUCCCGCAAUACAUUCCUCGUUGUUUUGAAAGAAGGAUCGUCCCCGAAAGUUCAAUUGGAUGCGUGGUUUCAUGCUAUUUUUGCUAUCAGUUUUAGGCGGGAGAAGAUCCGUGGAUCUGGGAAUGCGAAGAUGGAUAAUCAGAACAUUUCAAAUUGGAUGAAGGAAUCGCUAGAGGAAUCGGAGAAAUGGAGAGUAGAAAGCGAGUUUUAUGCGGAGUUGGAGGGGAAGGGGUGGGAUUUGAAUACGCCGGCCAUUGAGGUUAGAGCGGGGACGAGAUUGGUUGUUGCGGGGGGAGAGGAGGAGAGAGAGUAA
Molecule: messenger RNA, 1401 nt
Organism: Botrytis porri
Lineage: Eukaryota; Fungi; Ascomycota; Leotiomycetes; Helotiales; Sclerotiniaceae
Exons: 6
Coding region: 1-1401 (466 amino acids)
Source: RefSeq, a predicted model, not a curated record